AUGAUCAAACUGUUACUUGGUCCAUUUUCAUGUAUUUUAGAAACAUUACGUUCAUUCUCUUCAACUCCAAUCGGAGAAAACUCCCAAAUCAUUCAAAUUCCAAAUGAAAUUUUAUGUGAAAUUUUCGAAUACAUUUCAGGGAGUUGGUUUUCUCUGCUAAGAGUUUGUAAAUCAUUUCGGAAAGUCGUUAUAGAAUUAAUUUACAGAAAAGGGAUAAUAUUCAAUAAUUCAAUGAUGAUGGACUUGUUCAUGAUGGAAAAUAUUAGAAUUGAUGAAAAUUUAAUAUUGGACAGAAAGAUUUUGAAGAGAUAUUUCAAAACUCAUGUUUAUGAAGCUGCCUGUUGCUUAAUUAAUGAUAAUAGGACAGUGAGGAGCCCUAUGUCAGUUGUAUUUGAUCCUGAUUUGUGGCAGAAACAAGUUCAACAAUUGAAAAAUUCCUGCACUUGCUUUCAUGAAUACCAAGCCAAACAACCAAAAGAGAAAAAGAAACAUUAUUCAUAUAUUGCCGGAGAUUUCAACGUUGGAAGAUCAACAUUUUGUGAAACAGUUGUUUACAAUAAGGCGAAAUAUAAAAUCCAUAGAAAUUGGACUGAAUAUUUAAAAGUGGAUUACAAGAUUGGAGAGAAUAAUUCAUACGAGCAUGGAUUAUUUUUCCCUUCAGUACCAUCUCUGACAUUAGCUAGUCGUCAAUCCAGAACUAUUCCAAUAAUAUUUGCCAUUGAUAAUGAAAAGUCCUUCACAACAGCCAAAACAAUGUAUGAAAGUUUGAAGAGUAUGUAUAAAGAGAGAGAUCAAAUUGCAGAGUUUGUUCUGAUUGGAAAUAAGGCAGAACGAACGAAGAGAGUGAUUUCUAAACAAGUGGCUGAGAAAUUUGCAUACGAAACUAUGGAUUCCUCUCUCUAUUUUGAACAACAGUUUAAUGAUUCUGAACAAGCUCACAAAAUAAUGUUGUACAUGUUUUUGAUGGGACAGAUAAUUCUUCCCCUUUUGGAUAUUAAAGAAUAUUACUAA
Molecule: messenger RNA, 1011 nt
Organism: Naegleria gruberi
Lineage: Eukaryota; Heterolobosea; Eutetramitea; Acrasida; Naegleriidae
Product: Ras-like GTPase superfamily protein
Exons: 1
Coding region: 1-1011 (336 amino acids)
Molecular function (GO): protein binding; GTP binding; GTPase activity
Source: RefSeq, a predicted model, not a curated record